AUGAUAGUGACAAAUUUGCUUGUUAAUGAUGCCACGCUCUCAGAACUGUGGAGACUUGCUGUUAUCAGAAUAACAGACCCAGUUACAAAGAAGACGAGAGAGGAAAGGGAUUUGGAAGCAAAAUCGCAGUUCCAAAAUUCUGUAUCUCUUAACAAAGAGGGGCGUUACGAAGUCGCACUUCCGUGGGCAGAGAAUCAUCUACCACUCCCCUCUCACAAGGAUUUAGCUUUGAAGCAUUUACAGUCUACCAACCAGAAACUUCUACCGCAAAAUUUAUUUUCCUCAUCCAAUGCAGUUUUUAACGAUUGGUGUAAUUUAGGGGUGAUCGAAGAAGUUAAAGAAAAUGUAGCUGCUGACCAUGGACACUAUUUGCCGCAUAGGACCGGUGAUCAAAGAAAAAUAGCUCAACGCCAAUUUGACUGGUUUUUGACGCGUCUGCGAAGAAACAAACAUUUCCCUCUUUAA
This is a messenger RNA of Stegodyphus dumicola, 465 nucleotides long. RefSeq lists its product as uncharacterized. The record is from RefSeq and is a predicted model, not a curated record. Lineage: Eukaryota; Metazoa; Arthropoda; Arachnida; Araneae; Eresidae.